GGGAAGAGAGGGAGGGAGCAGAGACACAGGCAGAGUGUGAGCAUCUCUUCCUGGCAUUCAAGCUGUCAGUGGAGGAAGACGGAGAAAUUCAACAGCAAUAUCAACACUGCACUCUUGCGAAGCAGCACAAGAGUUAGCAAUCCUAGACCGCAAAGAGGCGACUGUCACCUUUACGCUUUUGACGUCCGACCCAGAGUUUAACCUUCACUAGUCAUGAACUUCCUACGUCGUCGCCUCUCUGACAGCAGCUUCAUCGCCAACCUGCCCAAUGGCUACAUGUCAGAUCUCCAGAGGCCCGACCCACCUCCACCGCCUCCUCCGACCGCUGCCACCAAAGCCCCUGCCGGACCAACUCCUGCCCCAACGGCCCCUCCUGCGGCCAAGUCUCCUACCGCUUCUCCGGCCCCAGAGCGACGGCCACAGCCUGCCCAAUCCACCGGCUCAGGAUUCUUCAGCUCCAUCACCAACGUGGUGAAGCAAACCGCCGCUUCUGCAGGACUCGUGGAGCAAAGUCCUGCGGCGGUGUCACGGAAGUUCAAGAUCCUCCUAGUCAUCGACGAACCACAACACGAGUGGGCAAAGAUUUUUCGUGGGAAGAAGGUCCAAGGAGAUUAUGAUGUCAAAGUUGAGCAGGCCGAGUUCUCAGAGAUCAACCUUGUGGCUCAUGCUAAUGGUACAUGCAGUGUGGACAUGCAAGUGGUCAGAAAUGGAACAAAAGUGGUUCGGUCCUUCAAGCCUGACUUUGUCUUAGUGCGACAGCAUGCUUAUAGCAUGGCACAGAAUGAAGACUUCCGCAAUAUAAUCAUCGGUUUGCAGUAUGCCGGGAUCCCCAGCGUCAACUCCCUGGAGUCCAUUUACAACCUCUGUGACAAGCCAUGGGCUUUUGCUCAACUGAUUAGCAUCUACAAGAAACUGGGAGCAGAUAAAUUCCCUCUUGUUGACCAGUCAUUCUACUCAAACUACAGGGACAUGAUCUCAAUGCCAACAUUCCCUGUGGUGGUGAAGAUCGGACAUGCCCAUUCUGGGAUGGGGAAGGUGAAAGUUGACAAUCACAGUGACUUCCAAGACAUUGCAAGUGUUGUGGCCAUCACUCAAACCUACGCAACCACAGAGCCUUUCAUCGAUGCUAAAUAUGACAUCAGGGUCCAGAAGAUCGGUUCUGACUAUAAAGCUUACAUGAGAACAUCUAUCUCUGGCAACUGGAAAUCAAACACUGGCUCUGCCAUGCUGGAGCAAGUAGCCAUGACUGACAAAUAUAAGCUGUGGGUGGACGCCUGUGCAGAUGUCUUUGGAGGUCUAGACAUCUGUGCUGUUAAAGCCAUACAUGGAAAGGAUGGAAAGGACUAUAUCACUGAGGUUGUGGGCUCUUCAAUGCAGCUAAUUGGAGAUCACCAGCUGGAGGACCGGCAGCUGAUCGCUGCCAUCGUCCUGGCCAAGAUGAACCAAGAAUCGGGCCACACGACAGCUCGUUUCCCACAGAGACCUCCGACCACUGUACAACCUGCACAAAGCGCUGCCUUAAAAGAAAGCCUGACUGACCCCAACAAGACCCUCGGCCAGCGGCCCCCUCCACAAGGGGGGGCAGUGAAACCCCAAGAACCACAACCUAAGACUCAAGAACCUACACCUGAGCCAGUCCCUGCCCAGGAACCUGUGCCUAAAGCAGGCCCUACCCCAACUGUACCACCCACCACACAGCAGCCCAAACCACAGGCUCAAGCAGCACCUGAACCCACUCCAGGGAAGCCAACGGAACUGCCCCCAAAGCCCCAACCUCCCAAACCACUUCCCCCAAAGCCUGUGCCUCCAGUUCGGAGAAACUCCAAGCCUCAGAUCCAACCGAAACCCCAAACCCCACCUCCUACCAAGGCCCAACCAAGAGCUCAACUGGGUGACACAGAUCAGAAUCCUGGUCAAACUCAGCCAGAUGCAGUCCCUGCUCAAGAGCAAUCCCCAGCCAAAGUCCCUAUUAAACCCCCGUCACCAGCUAAACCUCAGCUCCAGCCUAAACCAGUGCUAAGAGAGCAAGCCAAACCUGAAGCCCGAGCUCAGACUGCUGCUCCAUCUGAAGCACCUUCAGCCCCUGUUAAAGCAACUCCUUCCUCUGCUCCAGCCCCGACCCAACCUACCCCAGCAAAACCCCCUCAAUCUCAGCCUCCUGUGGAGGAACAGCCUGCACCCCAGCAGAAGUCAACCCAUCCCCUGUUGAACAAAUCCCAGUCCUUGACCAACGCCUUCAACGCCUUUGGCGAGACCUUCCGUUCCAGCAACGAGGAUGAAGCUAAGGCAGAAACCAUUCGAAACUUGCGAAAGUCCUUUGCAAGCCUGUUCUCUGACUAAUGACAAAAUCCCACAGCCCAAAAGGUGGCCAGGCACUUGAGUGACAGAUAUGCAUCCUGGUCUGAGGUUAAUUCCAUGUAGCUGUGUACAUUUAACCCCUCCUCCCAACUCUGCUGUAAUUAUCCAAGUGUUAAUUGAGAAGGUUAGAGUGAUGUACAGUGAUUGUUCUCACAAGAUGUUGGUGUUUACAUUGUUUGAGUCGCUCUGCCCUGAAACACUGGGAUUUAUAUGAGGAGGGGAUGUUUCUUAAGUGAUCAGUUACAGGAGGCUGGAGUAUGCUGAAGUCAUCUUUAACCCCUCGAUGUUGUAGCUGUAUCGUGGUAGCGUGUUUUCUUUAACCAGAGACAAAUAUUUGUGACUAGUUUCCCUUGUUUAUCCCCUGUAGUGUGUGUGUGUAACUAGUUGGUGUGUUGUAAGCAUUAGCCAGUGAGACAUUAGUUGAACAAUACCUCGGGAUCUUUAUAAAAGCACUUUCCUAUUCAAGUUUCCUACAAUAAUCAAUGCUUGGACUGGUCGGUUUCAAUGCAGUGGUGGGAUUUCAGUGGAAUGCCUGGUGUUUUAGCGACAGCUUGCAUCCAGCACUUGCCAACCUGUCAAAAUAUUCAUGAGUGCCAUGUUUAUAGUAUCUCUACAUAUUGUAUUGUACUGUAUGUUUAACAUCUCAGGAGUUUAAUUUAAAUAUGUGUUUAUUCCGGCGUCACACUGUUCAUGUUGUGUUUUCUUUGUGCGCAGUGAUAUUGCUUUGCAUGACCCAGUGAUAAUUGUUUUCUCUGUACAAGUGUCAAUAAACAUGUGGCGCAUCAUUCCACUGACAUAC
This is a messenger RNA of Labeo rohita (rohu), 3157 nucleotides long. It is a transcript of the gene syn2b, whose product is annotated as synapsin IIb. Gene Ontology annotation, molecular function: ATP binding. Lineage: Eukaryota; Metazoa; Chordata; Actinopteri; Cypriniformes; Cyprinidae. The coding region runs from base 214 to 2340 and encodes 708 amino acids. Gene Ontology annotation, biological process: neurotransmitter secretion. Gene Ontology annotation, cellular component: synaptic vesicle membrane; synaptic vesicle. The record is from RefSeq and is a predicted model, not a curated record. The transcript is spliced from 13 exons.